Linum trigynum is the source of this 3933-nucleotide messenger RNA. The record is from the annotation of a GenBank genome assembly. Lineage: Eukaryota; Viridiplantae; Streptophyta; Magnoliopsida; Malpighiales; Linaceae.
GAGUAUCUGACCCAGGCUGUUACAGCUGAGGAAGUAAGAAGAGUGGUUUUCGAUAUGCACCCCCAAAAGACACCUGGCCUUGAUGGCUUCUCCUCAAGUUUUUACAAGAUAACAUGGCACAUUACUGGAGCUGAUAUUACUAGAGCAGUGUUGGAUUCUUCACCUCAGGUACUCUUCCUAGUAAAGUGAAUUCCACAGCUGUGUCCUUAUGCCAAAAACUCCAAAUGCUGAUACUUUAAAGAAUUUUCGUCAUGUCUCCUGUGUAAACUUGUUAAACAAGAUAGUGGCUAAAAUUCUAGCAAAAAGAAUAAAGGACUACCACUAGUUAUUAGUAACACUCAAUAUGCUUUCAUUAAGGGGAUAAACAUCAUGAAUAAUAUACUGUUAGCACAAGAACUGGUCAAUGGGUAUCAUAGAGCUAAGUUGUCUUCUCGUUGUGCUAUAAAAAUAGACAUCAUGAAGGCUUUUCAUUCUAUGAAUUGGUCGUACUUGUUUCUUAUGGUGAAUGCUAUGGAGUUCCCUGAGAGCAAUGUAGUCAAAAUCGCGCUUUAAAACUUAAAAAUUUAUGAUUUUAAGUUUCUAGGUCACUAAAACGCUUCUACACAAAAAUUUAGUUUUUACAACUUACGUAGUUAAAAACUCCGCUUUAAAACUUAAAAACUUACGAUUUUACGCUUCUAGAUCACUAAAACAUUUCUACGUAGAAACUCGCUUUUGACUACAUUGCAUGAGAGAUUCAUGAAAUGGAUUAAAUGUUGCAUCCAAACUGCUCAUUACCGUGUUAAUGUCAAUGGAAGCUUGUGUGGGUUCUUUAGGGCUAGGAAGGGGGUAAGGCAGGGUGACCCUCUGUCACCCUACUUUUUCACCAUGGCCAUGGAAGGUUUGUCCUCAAUGCUUUUGAAAGCUAGCUAGUCAGAGGUUAUUCCUUACCAUCCACCAUGUAAAAUGAUUUCUUUAGAUUAUAUUUGUUUUGCGAAUGAUAUUUUGGUGUUUACUUUUGGGUCUGCUCAAGCUAUUCUUCAAGUGAAGGCAGUUUUGCAUCGGUUCAAUAAGAUUUCAGGGCUUCAGAGUAACCCAUCCAAAUGUGAGAUUUAUUUUGGUGGGGAAUGAGUGCAAUAUAAGAACAAUACCAUGCUUUUGUCUGGUUUUCAGGAGGGUAGUUUGCCAGUAAGGUAUUUAGGGCUACCACUGAUAACUGGGAUGAUAGGGAAAUUAUCAUCCAGGGAGGUUGAUGUUUUGGUAGAAAAUAUCACAAAGAGAAUAAGGUCAUGGAGGGCAAAUAAAUUGACUUAUGUAGGGAGAUUGCAGCUCCUUGAUUCUGUUCUGCUUGGGAUUUGUUCAGUAUUGGAUGCAAUUGUUUGUCUUGCCUAAGCAAGUCCUCAAGCGUGUGCAAAAAGUUUGUUCUCAUUUCCUAUGACAUGAUACUGAUGAGGGGUGGGCUAAAGUAGCUUGGGAAUCAGUAGCUUUUUCAAAAAGAGAAGGUGGUCUGGGAAUAAAAGACCUGCAGGCUUGGAACCAAGCUUUAACAAUUCGGAUGCUCUUGCUCUUUUUGAUGAAUUCUGGGACGAUCUGGGUGGCAUGGAUGCAUGAAUACAAAUGUAGACAAGGAUAUUUGUGGUCAAUGAGGGUACAUAUUAGUAUCUCUUGGACAUGGAGAUGGCUACUCGAGUUAAGACCUCUUAUCCAACCAUGGUUAAGAAAGCAGGGGGAUGAAAUUUAUUGGGGAACUGAUCUAAUGAUGGUUUACUCUGUAAAGAAGGUAUGGGAAACGCUGCGAUGUCGAGCUCAAGAGGUCUCCUGGCAUAGGCUUAUCUGGUGCAACUCUCCAUCAAGGUACAGUUUGAUUGCUUGGAUUCUUCACAAGAAUGCCAUUAUUACGAGAGACAAGCUCCAGAUUUGGGGUAAGAUUAAAAAUGCGUUGUGUCCAUUAUGUGGAUUGGAUAUUGAGACAAGAAAUCACUUAUUUCUGCAGUGCACUUUCACUUGCCAUGUUGCCUCUAUUCUCCAAUGCACUUUGCUUGCAUAUAGGGAUUGGGAUGCCAUGGUUUGUGACUUUGUGUUGUUAGCAAUGUUGUGCAAAGAACAGGGACAGACAUUUGCAUACCAUGGUUUGGUACAUCUUAAUGACCGUUAUAUGGAAAGAACGAUGUGUUGUGGUUCAUGGUUUAGUUUGCAAGAGUCCGGAUAAAGUUGCAGCUUUGUUGCAAUCGGAACUGAGGUAUAUCACUGCUAGGAAUACGAUGUUGCAAACUGGUUUAGAGGAGUUAUGAUACCUUUAAUUUCUCUUUACUUUAGUCUGAUUUGUUUGAUGUAAGUAGUAAUAUGAACACGACUGGUAGAAGGGGAUGUACCAUAAGAUCCUUUGAUCCUAUCUCGUUGUAUCGGUUACUUCUUUGAUCAAUAAAAGCAUCAUAUUCAACAAAAAAGAAAGUUGUUCUCGUCGUCACUUAUUUCUUUCGACCGACUAUCUGCUCUAUUACUCUUCAUCAUAUGCCGACAGCUGAUUGCCAGAGCCUAGCAACUAUAAGCCUUAAACCUCCUCGUAUAGAAACAACAAACAUCAUCAUUCACAAAUGAUAGUGAUUAUUCAGGCAAUAUGUUUUAUUCACGCAUGUGGUUAUUUAUUUCCUAGAUUUAUCUCUUGGGUAAAAGAAUGUGCCACAAUAGUGUCAUACUCGGUUCUUCUUAACGGCUCCCCAUCUGAGUACUUCAGACCAUCAAGAGGACUAAGUAAGGCGAUCCACUAUCCUCCCUUCCUUUUGCCAUCUGUGCAUAAAGAUUGUCUAGUAUGAUAAGGAAAGCUAUGUCCUUAAGAUACCUGAAAGGAAUCAGAAUUCAAACCCUUUGCCCAGUAGUCUCUCAUAUCUUCUUCGUAGAUGACUCAUUCAUAUUCAUAGUUGCUCCCCCAGAAUAUUGCACAACUCUCAUGUCGCUUCUCCAAGCCUAUGAGGAGUUGAGAGGUCAACGAGUAAACUUAUAUAAAUCAGUCAUCCUAUUCAGUCAAAAUACAGAUCCUAUCGAGACACAUAGUAUGGGUGCUCAGUUGGGAGUUGGCAGCAUAGGAGAACAAGACUCAUAUUUAGUUCCCUAAGGAGGAUAAGCUUAUCAAGAGGUUACAAGGGGGGGGGGGGGGGGGGGGGGAACAAUGUUCCCCGUCCGAAGUUGGGAAAGACGCCCUCAUUAGGUCCUCAACCUCUAUCAUACCAGUCCUUGAAAUGUCAUGUUUCAAACUCCCCAAGAAAAAUUGUAGACGUCUUAACGAUUAUGUGGCGAGAUUUUGGUUGGGAACUGUAGAGAAGACAGAUCAUCCAAUCCACUAGUUGUCCUGGAAAAUCAUAGCUCAUAGUAAGGGUUGAUACUUUACCCAAUUCUCAAUAUUAGAAGCCUCAAUUAUGCUUUGAGUCUCAAUCCAUUGAUAUGAUCAUAAGGAUUCCUCUACAUCGCCUCCCACAACAAGAUACUAGAGUGUGACACUACUCUGAGGAUGGAAAAUACACAGUCAAAUUGGGCUAGCACCUAGCUCUGGUAUCAACACUCGCUAUUGAUAUGGCAUCCCUGGAGCAAGGAGCUCCACGAGGUAAAAAUCAAGCACACCAGGAUGCAGAGCCCCAAAAAGCCAAUAAAACAUGCCUAUCAGAGACACACAUGACAAACUCAAACGAACAACCAAACUCUUCAACUAAAGCAUCAAAGUUAUUAUUCGGGAAGUUUUCAUGUGGGGAUCCCAUAGAGCGAGAGCCGAAGUGGAAGGGAGAGGUUGAGAGGGAGCAAAGAGGCAAAGGCAUAGGAUACUUCAAGAAACUUGGAAAGAAGACUCAUGAGAACAUGCAUGUGAUUGUGUGUAUUCAAAUUUCAAACCCCAUUUUUUUCUUUUAGAUUUUAAGAUUUUGUAUAACAGACAGAAAUAUUGGAGAAUAUAUAUUUGAGAAUGUU